Molecule: messenger RNA, 288 nt
Organism: Spirodela intermedia
Lineage: Eukaryota; Viridiplantae; Streptophyta; Magnoliopsida; Alismatales; Araceae
Source: the annotation of a GenBank genome assembly
AUGGCGUUCGUGAACGCGCGUCAGGUGCCCGAGCAGGAGAUGACGUUGGAGGAGUUUGAGGCCUGGUUGCGCAGCUUCGGCGACGACGGCGAUGGCUUCGUCUCGCUGAAGGCCCUCCAGCGGGCCAUCCGCAGCCGUGGUCUGUGGUUGGUUUGGUGGAAGGCCCGCCAGGGGAUGAAGGUCGCCGACGUCAACGGCGACGGCCGCAUUGGCAAGGAAGAGAUCAGCAAGCUGUACGUCUACGCCAAGAAGAAACUCGGCCUGAAGAAAUCCACCGCCCACUCUUGA